Messenger RNA from Dichotomopilus funicola, 1245 nucleotides. RefSeq names its product ribonucleotide reductase. Lineage: Eukaryota; Fungi; Ascomycota; Sordariomycetes; Sordariales; Chaetomiaceae. The record is from RefSeq and is a predicted model, not a curated record. Gene Ontology annotation, molecular function: oxidoreductase activity. The transcript has 3 exons. Gene Ontology annotation, biological process: deoxyribonucleotide biosynthetic process. Bases 1 to 1245 code for a protein of 414 amino acids.
AUGACUGCGCAGGUCACUCCCUCAAAGCAGGCUGUCUCUGCGAUGCAAUCCCUAAAGAUGGAGUCUCCCGUCAAGAAGCUUGACUUCUCCGCCUCCAACAAGGAGAACGCUCCUUUCGACUCCGACCUCGCCACCCUCGAGGCUGAGAUUGACGCCAACCACAAGCCAACCACUGUCGCGAAGAAGGAGGAAGCGCCCAAGCCCUCUGUGGCGGCUACCAUCAAGGCCCAGGAGGCGGACGAGCCUCUCCUCCAGGAGAACCCCCAGCGCUUCGUUCUGUUCCCCAUCAAGUAUCACGAGAUCUGGCAGAUGUACAAGAAGGCCGAGGCUUCCUUCUGGACGGCUGAGGAGAUUGACCUCUCCAAGGACCUCCACGACUGGAACAACAAGAUCAACGACGACGAGAAGUACUUCAUCUCCCACAUUCUCGCUUUCUUCGCCGCGUCCGACGGCAUUGUCAACGAGAACCUGGUCGAGCGUUUCAGCGGCGAGGUCCAGAUCCCUGAGGCCCGCUGCUUCUAUGGCUUCCAGAUCAUGAUGGAGAACAUCCACUCCGAGACCUACUCGCUCCUCAUCGAUACCUACAUCAAGGAGCCCGCCCAGCGCACUCACCUGUUCAAUGCCAUUGACACCAUUCCCGCCAUCCGCAAGAAGGCCGACUGGGCUCUCCGGUGGAUCACCGACGAGGAGUCCACAUUCGCCCAGCGCCUCGUCGCUUUCGCUGCCGUUGAGGGUAUCUUCUUCAGCGGUGCCUUCGCCUCCAUCUUCUGGCUCAAGAAGCGUGGUCUCAUGCCCGGCCUUACCUUCUCCAACGAGCUCAUCUCUCGUGACGAGGGCCUGCACACCGACUUUGCCUGCCUCCUCUUCUCCCACCUCAACAACCGCCCCAGCAAGCAAGUCAUCCAGGACGUCAUCACCGAUGCUGUCCGCAUCGAGCAGGAGUUCCUUACUGAGGCCCUGCCUUGCGCCCUUCUCGGCAUGAACUCCAACCUCAUGAAACAAUACAUCGAGUUUGUUGCCGACCGCCUGCUCGUCGCCCUUGGCAACGAGAAGGUGUACCGCGCCACCAACCCCUUUGACUUCAUGGAGAACAUCUCGCUCGGCGGCAAGACCAACUUCUUCGAGAAGCGUGUCGGCGAGUACCAGAAGGCUGGUGUCAUGGCCAGCACCAAGAAGGUCCAAGAGGAGGUUGAGGAGACGAAGGGCGAGAACGGCGGUGACUUCACCUUUGACGACGACUUCUAA